AUGGAAUCACAUUGUAUCCGGUCCACCAUGGCGCUGGGGUUGUCCUCCAAGAAAACCUCUUCCCGGAACAUUUCAGUAGAAAGGAAAAACCUGAUUACCGUCUGCAGAUUUUCUGUGAAGACUUUAUUGGAAAAAUAUACGAUAGAACCCAUUGAUGACUCAUCAGAGGAGUUUGUGAACUUUGCUGCAAUUUUAGAGCAUAUACUCAGCCAUCGUUUCAAAGCCUGCUUCCUCCUAGGUCCUGCCAGUUGGUUUAGCUCUGAUGGACAACGUGGCUUCUGGGAUUACAUCCGCCUGGCAUGCAACAAAGUCCCAAAUAACUGCGUCAGUAGUAUUGAAAACAUGGAAAACAUAAGUACCUCCAGAGCUAAGGGCCGGGCGUGGAUUCGUGUGGCCCUGAUGGAGAAGCGCAUGUCUGAGUAUAUUGCUACAGCACUGCGGGAUACCAGAACAACCAGGAGAUUUUACGAUGAUGGAGCAAUAAUGCUGCGAGAAGAAUCAACUGUCCUUACAGGAAUGCUGAUUGGCCUCAGUGCUAUAGACUUCAGUUUCUGCCUGAAAGGGGAAAUUAUGGAUGGUAAGACACCAGUGGUUAUCGACUAUACUCCAUAUCUGAAGUUUACACAGAGUUAUGAUUACCUAAGUGAUGAAGAGGAGCGGCACAGCCUGGAGAGCAGUACCAGUGAAGAGAGCUCUCCUGACCAUCCGUACCUACCCUUAGUGACUGCAGAAGACAGCUGGUACAUUAAAUGGCGCAAGAUAGAGCAGAAGUUUCGCAUCGUCUAUGCACAAAAGGGCUAUCUAGAAGAGCUAGUUCGGUUGAGAGAGUCACAACUCAAGGAUCUGGAGGCAGAAAACAAACGCCUGAAGUUAAGGCUGGAAGAGGUGAAGGUGCAGAAUCAGUUAGAGAAACGGGAGUUGGAAGGGAUCAUCCUGGAACUGCAAGAGCAGCUGACGGGCCUCAUUCCUUCAGACAACAGCCAGUUUACCCAGCUCUCCAAGGAUAUGGCUGCACCCUUGGUGAACCAAUGGCCGUCUUUGGGGAUUCUGAACGGUAAUGAAAAUCAUGCAGAAGCCAAGAUAUUCAGGAGGCAUAGCUUCAUGAGCACAGAUCAACUUUCCACAGAAAUAAGCUUGAGUUCUGAUUCACAACGGAUGGGUGAAGGAAAACAUGAAGGGGAACCUUGGGGACCACUGGGAAAGGACCCAACUCCGUCAAUGUUGGGCCUUUGUGGAUCUUUGGCCUCUCUGCCUAGCUGCAAGUCUUUAGCUAGCCUAAAAUCCAACGAGUGUCUGGUGAGCGACAGCACAGAGCCUAGCCCUGCUCAUAGUCCCAGCUGA
Molecule: messenger RNA, 1341 nt
Organism: Protobothrops mucrosquamatus (brown spotted pit viper)
Lineage: Eukaryota; Metazoa; Chordata; Lepidosauria; Squamata; Viperidae
Gene: RUNDC3A
Product: RUN domain containing 3A
Exons: 11
Coding region: 1-1341 (446 amino acids)
Cellular component (GO): cytosol
Source: RefSeq, a predicted model, not a curated record